Molecule: messenger RNA, 2086 nt
Organism: Sycon ciliatum
Lineage: Eukaryota; Metazoa; Porifera; Calcarea; Leucosolenida; Sycettidae
Product: 2-(3-amino-3-carboxypropyl)histidine synthase subunit 1-like
Exons: 1
Coding region: 157-1446 (429 amino acids)
Biological process (GO): protein histidyl modification to diphthamide
Molecular function (GO): 2-(3-amino-3-carboxypropyl)histidine synthase activity
Source: RefSeq, a predicted model, not a curated record
UUCAUUUCACAAGAAACAAGAACAUCUUCGAAAGAACGUAAACCUUGGAGGAUAGAUCACAGAUCAGUCUACGACCGACCAACUUUCUUGUUGCUUUAUAUUGGAAAGAAGCUGCUACUUCUGGUUCUUUUUCAGUCAAGAGGGGAGAGCUCGUGUAUGAUGGAUUCCACAGAAGAACCUCGUGUCGUAUCAGCUAAUAGUAGCUCGAGGAGAAAAUUUGUUGGUGCUAGUGCUUCGUCUGGACAAAGCACACAACAAGUGGCUGUUGGAGGAAAUCGCAGGACUGCUCGUCAGAUUCCUGAGGAUAUUCUAAAUGACGUCGAGCUACAAGCAGCUAUCAAGCAGCUUCCUAGUAAUUAUAACUUUGAAAUUUCGAAAACUGUUUGGAGGAUUCGGCAGCUGGAGGCUAAAUGUGUUGCCCUUCAGUUUCCAGAGGGCCUUCUGAUGUUUGCAUGCACGAUCUCCGACAUUCUUGAACGAUUUACUGAUGCUGAAACGUUGGUGAUGGGCGAUGUGACGUAUGGAGCGUGUUGUGUUGAUGACUACACCGCUAGUGCGCUGGGUGCAGAUCUGCUGGUCCAUUACGGACACAGUUGCCUGGUACCGGUGGACUCGAUGCACAUGAAGAUGCUGUACGUGUUUGUGGAUGUUCAGAUCGAUACAAAGCACCUCACUGACACCGUGCAGACGCACUUCGUCGCCGGGCAGGACAGCCUGGCUCUGGUCAGCACCAUCCAGUUUGUUGCUGCACUGCAGUCAGCUGCACAGACACUGCGCUCCUUUGGUUACAAAGUGCUUGUGCCACAGAGCAAACCGUUGUCACCUGGAGAGAUCCUGGGUUGCACAUCCCCGCGUCUUAGUAAAGAAGAUGCGUCAGCAUUACUGUAUGUGGGCGACGGUCGUUUUCACUUGGAGUCCGCCAUGAUUGCCAAUCCCAAUCUGCCUGCUUAUCGGUACGACCCGUACAGCAAGGUUUUCUCCCGUGAGCACUACGACACACCGGUGAUGCAUUCCAUGCGAAGCCAGGCCAUAUCUCGUGCCGCUUCUUCACGUUGCGUUGGUCUCAUUCUGGGUACGCUGGGCCGACAGGGCAGCUGCAAGAUUCUCGACAGUCUGCGCCAGCGGAUCACGGACUCGGGACGCCAGUGUGUGACUGUACUGCUGUCGGAAAUCUUCCCCGCCAAGCUAGCUUUGUUUGACAAUGUUGAUGCUUGGGUGCAGGUUGCGUGCCCGCGCCUCUCCAUCGACUGGGGCACCGCGUUCAGCAAGCCACUGCUUACGCCGUACGAACUGAACGUGGCUAUGGGGACGGCAGAAUGGCAGUCGGUCUAUCCCAUGGACUUCUAUGCCAACGAGAGCCUGGGACCGUGGACCGUCAACAACGAAGCGUUCCGUCCUGUACGUCGUACACGUGCUGCUAAAGCACCGGUUGCAGUCGCUUCCUAGUGCGGUGGCUUGCCUUGGACUUUUGUUGUCAAAAUCUUUUAAAAACUUUCUUCAGUUGUGUUUUUAUGUGCCUCCUACCAGUUGUAGUUGCUAUUCUGCACAGGUUGCUGGCGUUACAGCAGGGCUGAAAUCACUUCUUCUUUUUUUUGGCUUUUGCUGCCUUAGCAUAAUAUUCUUGUUUGCAACAAUAGGAACCAGCGCACACCGGGUCUUGUUUCCCAAAACUUCUAGCCAAAUCUGUGGGCUGUUUAUUUUGUUAUCUUGUCAUGAAAUGUGCUGUGCGUGUGGUAGCGUACGUACAGUGAGUGGAUCUAUGUCAGCCCAGACUUUGGCCGGCAUGCACCUGUUGAGUGUUUUGGACUGCAGUCGACAAUGUGGUCCAGAGCUGAUGUGAAUUGCUGCUGGCAAGAUCUUCAAAGUUAGUCUUGAGUCAACAUAAUACUACUAAUUCCUUCUUCUUUAUUUGGAUCAGGGAGUAGUACAAUGUCGUUAUAUGGUAUGUGUGAUGUGCUGUCAUCAGCAUGUAUCAUAAUAAUAUUGUAGUAAAAUGUAAUACUAAAAUACAAUCGUACUACAUACUCCCUGAUCUGGAUGGCCCGAAUGCUGGCUGCCUGCCGAACGCCUUUCGAGAGGUCCUUGA